ACGGAGUUGAAUCAGGAAACAGUUUAUGUUUCCGCGAACGUUUUGAUUGCAAGGGAAUGGUGUUGGAUCCAACGAUUUACCUGCAACACAAAAGCCGGCGGAGUAAUCCAUACCUGGAAAAAGAAUGCUCCCACGCCCUCCUAGUGUGCCUCGGCCUCGGCAUUGCAGCCACUCUUAGCGCCUUCCACUCGCACUUCCACAACUUGUGCUCGCCAGAUAUCGCGAACCCUCCACCCUGCCUUCGAUCUCAGCUGGAUCCAGAGCACGCGGGCUGUGAGUCACUGCCGCUCCCGAUGUUCCCAAUUUCGGUUGACCGCGCUGGACUUCUCUUACCACCCCCCACUCGGGAGUCGGCCAGCAGAUGCUGAGCGUAAGUUUAGGGUUUAGCCAAGGUCUCUGAUUUAUGGUUUAUUCAGGCAGCUCCAUUUCGGGCCCUCCUUGUUGUCCAGGCGCUGCCAGGGCUUGAUUCCAACUCCUCGGAAAUCCGUCGCCAGCGCAUCAUUAUCAGCCCAGUAGGCAACAGAUCUCAUCUCACACCAAAGAUUCGUCGGCCCGGCAUGCGCUUAUGUUCAGACUCGAAAUGGCACCCUUCCUUCGAGCGCGAAUUCGCAGGGGAAACAAACAGACGCCCAACAGACGCUGUGGACCCACAAAACGAAGUGAUUUAACCGGUGAAGCUGAGCGCCCUCAGCCUCAUCGUUAACUCCCCGCGUUAUUGUAAUGUCCUCCAGCUCCCAAGAUAGCCCCCUCCGCGACCUCUACCUCCG
Molecule: messenger RNA, 767 nt
Organism: Laetiporus sulphureus 93-53
Lineage: Eukaryota; Fungi; Basidiomycota; Agaricomycetes; Polyporales; Laetiporaceae
Exons: 2
Coding region: 57-368 (103 amino acids)
Source: RefSeq, a predicted model, not a curated record